Molecule: messenger RNA, 507 nt
Organism: Andrographis paniculata
Lineage: Eukaryota; Viridiplantae; Streptophyta; Magnoliopsida; Lamiales; Acanthaceae
Product: zinc finger BED domain-containing protein DAYSLEEPER-like
Exons: 1
Coding region: 1-507 (168 amino acids)
Molecular function (GO): DNA binding
Source: RefSeq, a predicted model, not a curated record
AUGACUCUACCGAUUGUAAAAGAAAAAAGGACAUUGGAAUGGUGGGAUCAUUUUGAAAGGAAAAAGAUUGAUGAUAUGAUAUAUGCAGAAUGCAACUAUUGCAAAGCCCGUCUCAAAGCACCGAGUGGUUAUGGAACGACAAAUUUGAAGAAGCAUUUUGAAAAAGUUUGUAAAAAAAGACCAAGGAAAAUGGACAUUCGACAAAGUGUUAUGAUGAUGGGAAGCAAAAAACUUGGUGGAGGUCAAGCACUUGAAACCCAUGUGUUUAAUCAAGAAGAUUCAAGGCAUGAUCUUGCAACAAUGGUGAUUUUGCAUGAUUAUCCAUUGACAAUGGUCGAUCAUAUUGGUUUUCGAAGAUUUCUUGGUAAUCUUCAACCAUGUUUUAGCAUGAUUACAAGAAACACUUUGAAAGGUGACAUUUUUAAGAUUUAUGAGGUUGAAAAAAACAAGUGUUAUGAGAUAUUGGACAAGCUUAAUAGUCGAAUUGCUAUCAAAACGGACAUGUGA